Cooperia oncophora is the source of this 324-nucleotide messenger RNA. NCBI's taxonomy places the organism in Eukaryota, Metazoa, Nematoda, Chromadorea, Rhabditida, Trichostrongylidae. The record is from the annotation of a GenBank genome assembly.
AUGAUGCAGGAGAUACUGCCACAUGUGAUCCGUUCAAUCCUCCGAAUGCUCCUUGUCCAGAAGGUUUCACCUGCCAGUGGUCCACGGCAAAUCAAAGCGAAGCGAAAAAACCGAAUAGAGAAUAUUUUCUGGAAUACCCGGAAAGAACUGAUGGAACCGUCAUCUUUCUCUACGUUAUCAUUUCAAGGUCCUCCAUGCGGUGGCUUCCUGGUACUGGUCACUCGAUCGAUAGGUGGCCAAGUUGUAGAGCGAUGUGAGAGAAGCUGUCCGUAUGGAGAGGUACCGAUCGGUGGUGUCUGCUACGGAAUGGAAAGUAGGCGCUAA